AUGAGAGUGCUAGAGUUUGGAGGAACAGGAACAUAUCUAUACAAGAACAUAUCUUUAGUUCCUGUCAUAGCCAAGAUUGUAGAAGCAGCCAUCAAGAACCAAAUCAGCAGUUACUUUGAGUCUCACCAGUUACUUGCAUCUACCCAGUUUGGUUUUAGGCCUGGUAUGUCUACGGUUGACGCUGUCAGUGACCUUGUGGAUUCAAUUAUUGAAGGUUAUGAGGUUCUCACAUGUUACUGUGAGAAAGGUGAGUUGUCACAAGCUCUAAUGUGCGACUUAAGCAAGGCCUUCGACUGUGUCGACCAUGGCGUCCUUUUGCAAAAGUUAGAGCAGUAUGGGGUUACUGGUACUGAAUUGAAACUUUUUGAAUCUUAUUUAAAUAACCGCUAUCAACAAAUUUGUGUCAAUGGUUCUCUAUCCGAUGCUGCCCAAGUUCUGUAUGGUGUCCCAUAG
This is a messenger RNA of Homalodisca vitripennis (glassy-winged sharpshooter), 453 nucleotides long. RefSeq lists its product as uncharacterized. The coding region runs from base 1 to 453 and encodes 150 amino acids. Lineage: Eukaryota; Metazoa; Arthropoda; Insecta; Hemiptera; Cicadellidae. The record is from RefSeq and is a predicted model, not a curated record. The transcript is spliced from 2 exons.